AUGUCUGACCCAAUGGACAUUGACGAUGAUUCGGACCUCUGGACCUCACCCGUGAAAAACGACCCUUCAGAGCCUCGUGCAAAGACGCCAAAGACUCCCAGAACACCUCGAACCCCAAAAACGCCCACAGCAAACGACCACCGGUCGGAGCCGCUCGAUCGAGACGCAAUGCUAAGAAGGGAGCUGGAGGGCGUGCGCAAAAUCAACCAGGUCAUUGAGGGCGUCAUUGGCACUCUGCAGCGGGCAGGCGGCAACAUGAAUGCAAGUCUUGAGCUUGGUGAUCCCUUUUCCGUCAACAACACCGUCUCAAACGCAUCCGCACUGCUCAACACAUGGACGCGCAUCCUCUCCCAGACAGAACACAAUCAGCGCCUGAUCCUCGAUCCAACAUGGAAAGGCGCAACAAACGACCUGGCCGAGAUUGAGGCCGAAAACCUGCGGAGACAACAGGAAGAGGCGCGCAGAGCGGCAGAGGAAGAGGAGCGGAAAGAAGAGCUUCGCCGGCGCCGCGAGGAGGAGGAACAGCGGAGGAAGCUGCCCGCAUCAAAGUCUGCUCGGGGAGCGCGUGGGAGUGCUAGAGGCCUCCGCGCAGCUCGCGGACGGUCCAGGGUGGCUUCGUUGUCAUCGCGGAUUGCCAGCAGCUCAAGAUAUAACACCUCUUCAGCUUCUUCCAGUAGCCGUGGCACCUCUGGCAUAGGGAGGGGGCUCGGGACGACUAGGAGUCGCUAUGGCGGAGCCAAGUAG
Molecule: messenger RNA, 744 nt
Organism: Trichoderma citrinoviride
Lineage: Eukaryota; Fungi; Ascomycota; Sordariomycetes; Hypocreales; Hypocreaceae
Exons: 2
Coding region: 1-744 (247 amino acids)
Biological process (GO): mitotic cell cycle
Cellular component (GO): mitotic spindle; DASH complex
Source: RefSeq, a predicted model, not a curated record